Durusdinium trenchii is the source of this 1527-nucleotide messenger RNA. NCBI's taxonomy places the organism in Eukaryota, Dinophyceae, Suessiales, Symbiodiniaceae. The record is from the annotation of a GenBank genome assembly.
AUGGAGAUCAACUUGACAGUGAAAGACAAAGAGAAGUCCAAGAGCGAUGCCGACCUGAGCGUGGGUGAGUUGAGGCACCUGCAGAUUCGACACUCACAGAUCUCAAGCCUCAACAACUUCUUUCGGCAGAAGCACAAACGAAGCAAGAAAAGGGGCAUUGCCCCGCAGAUCUUGUACGUCGAACGACCAGAUAAUCCUUGGAGAGACCGCUACUUGGUUUGCAAAGACUGCGAGCGGCGUGUGAACUACGAGAACAAGCCCCCGCGGAGUAACUGCAACAAUUCCACGGUCAUGGAACUUGACAUGACGGCACAGUUCUCCCGAGAUAACGUGAUGGUCACCAGUUGUGAGUUGGUGCAGAUGGUGAGAGACGAUGUGUGGGUCAAGUAUGAGAAGGGUACCUAUGCUAGAACUGACAAGAAGCAAGCGCCAGCUUUCCCAGUUCAAGUCUGCUGCGUGUGCCGGAAGACCACGUUGGAGGAAGGGCGGCGGUUCAAGGUCUGCCCCGUUUGCGAGGGUGCUGCGUACUGUAGUGAAAGCUGCUUCGCUGAGCACAAUUUGAAGCACCAGGCUUCCUGCGUCAGACCCCAUUUGCCCUACCGUGGUGAGUGGGGCAUCAGGAAGGAACUCCGGGAGAUGCGCAAAGAGAUCUAUCCCCUCAUCAACUCUUGGGUCUUUCGGGAACCAGAGGACUCGCGGAUGCACUGGGAGUACUGGGAACACCGAGUGGCUUGGUUGCCGCCUCCGGAGCACCAGCAAAAGAUCUUGGACGCACAAAGGACGCCCAAGAGAAUCAGCCUGGCUGGUGGCCGUAGCAGGAAGCUGCUGCCUGCGGAAGGCCUCGCACGAAGCAGCGUGGAAGGUGGACAGAUCGUGUUGAGAAAGAAGGAUGCUUUGGCCUACAGAAGCCCAAGGGCUUAUAGGAAGCAGGAAGAGCCUGACCAGACCUUCCUGGAUGACAUUGGAAUGACCAGAGAGGAGUACAUGCGCAAGGAUUUGGAACUUCGGGCCGAGGCGAUUCGAGCUGAUGAGGAAGCCCUGUCCCUGGUUCCUGUGAACGAAGAAGAAGAGGAGCCAGAAGAGGACCUGUCCUUGCCGUUGCAGACCUUUGGUGGUAAGAAGGUGCGUCCCAGGACCACAUUGCACGGAACGCACAUCCCGGUGCCUGUCCGAGAGGUGCCCAAGCUGGUCUUCUCUCAGGAGGCUGUGGAGCGGGUGGAGGCGGCGGCGGCGAAUGGCGAGGUGAAUAUCGAUGAUCCGCAGUUGGCACCCACCAAGCCGCCCUGGGAGAUCCCGCGCGAGGGACAGAAGAAGUUCUGGACACCGCUGCCGGAGGAGAAGAAGAAAGAAGGUGUGCAAUAUCCCGAGUCGCCGGUGCGGGAGCUGGCGAAGAAGUACGGCGUGCGCCUCUCUGAGGAGGCCCUGGACCGUCUGGAGAAGGCCGCCGAGACAGCCGAGCCCAAUCGCAAUCGGAUCAGCUGGCAGAAGCCAGUGCUCAAGGACGAUGCCCCAGAAAAGCUGGCGUAA